Desarmillaria tabescens is the source of this 2277-nucleotide messenger RNA. Its product is annotated as cytochrome P450. Lineage: Eukaryota; Fungi; Basidiomycota; Agaricomycetes; Agaricales; Physalacriaceae. The record is from RefSeq and is a predicted model, not a curated record. Bases 345 to 2027 code for a protein of 560 amino acids. The transcript has 13 exons. Gene Ontology annotation, molecular function: heme binding; iron ion binding; oxidoreductase activity, acting on paired donors, with incorporation or reduction of molecular oxygen.
CCAUCGAGCUGACCAGAGCUGACCACCAACGCGACCCUGCUUCAUCUUGAUCAUCACGGCUUAACAUUUGACUCUUGUGACCAGAGUAGACUAUAAACGUACUGAACAGGCACUGUUUUUCCAACUUGGGCGUUCAAUAAACGUUUCAACAUGUGCAUAUGACUCCGAGUUGGAGUCUUUGCACGUAACUAUGGACAUGCUAUUCUGGGAUGUAUCUCUCUGUUACGUAGACCCACAUGUGGUGGUGGUAAGAAUUGUUUUUCUAUUGGAGUGCUUAAGAUGGACAUUCAGUUUACUCCGUAUUCUUAAAAGCAUGAACCUGCUGCGAUUCGAUCCUUUGGACAAUGUACGAAGCUACAAUUUGCCUGACUAUUUUUGCUGCAUUCUACAUCCUGUGGGACUAUCUCAGUGCGGCGCGGCGCCCACCUGGCCCUUUUCGUUGGCCAGUCGUCGGUAAUGCAUUUCAAAUUCCCACCGAAACUCCCUGGCGUCAAUUCUCGGAGUGGGGGAAGCAAUACGGCGACUUGGUCUCUCUUCGUAUUUUUGGCCGUCCAGUCUUGGUUCUUAAUUCUUGGGAAGCCAUCACAGAUUUGUACGAGCACAAGACUAGCAUUUACUCAGACAAACCCCUAAGAUUCAUGGGCGAACUGAGUGGAUUUGGACGCACCCUAACGAUGAAAAGCAAUGAUGAUGCGACUAAGGAGAUCAGGAAACUUCUCUAUGGGGAAUUCGGGCCGCGCGCAGUCAAAAAACACACUCAUAUCUUAGAAGAGAAUGCCCGUCGUCUUUGCUGUUGGAACAUCAAACAACCAGAGGCCUAUCUCACUAAUAUACGAAGAAUGGCCACAAUAAAUAUCAUGCGCAUCGCGUAUGGUUGUGUCAUUACCGAGGACGCAGAGGCAGACGAAAUCGCCGCAAUGUCAACUCAAGUUAUGUUCAACCUUAGCGUGGCGCUGGCUCCAAGUAGAUAUUUCGUUAAUUUGCUUCCGAUAUUGAAGUACAUACCUGCCUUUAUGCCUGGUGGCUCCUUCCAGACACAAGCUGCGAAAUCACGACAGACAUUUAAAGAUUAUUGGAUGAAGCCUUUUGAUGCUUUAGUAAACAGGAUGAAAAGUGGAAUGGCUCUGCCCUCGUUGUUAUCCAAUGCCCUUGAGGCUAAUGGUUUCGAUACCAAUAUUUCAAAUUCUGCUUAUCUCGAUCUCCUGAGAGAUACCGGAGCAGAAGCCCGUGGCGCGGGAACUGAUACAAAUGUCAGCACUAUCACAUCUUUCUUUCUUGCCAUGGUUCUUUAUCCUGAUAUCCAACGGCGGGCACAAGAGGAAAUACUAUCAGUUAUCAGGGAUGAGAGACUCCCUAAACUUUCAGAUCGCGAUUCUUUACCAUAUGUCAAUGCCCUCGUCAAAGAAUUGCUCCGGUGGAGUCCUGCGGCUCCUUGUUUAAGCCGUGUUCUCCGGGUGCCCGACGUCUACCGAGGUUUCAAUAUUGCUGCCGGAACUAUGGUAAUUGCAAAUGCGUGGGCAAUUACACGAAAUGAAAGCUGGUUUCCUGACCCAGAAACAUUUGAUCCGGAGCGACAUUUGAAUCGGGACAGCAAGUCCAAAAUUCCAGAAUCAGCGAGUCUGGCUUUUGGUUUUGGUCGCAGAUCAUGUCCCGCAUCAUAUGUUGCACUAGAUACUGUGUGGAUAACGGUUGCAAUGACUUUGGCUACCUGCACCAUUUAUCCCGAGGUUGACAGUAGUGGUAAUAUCAGUCUCCCAGAAGUAAAAUACACCAGCGGAGCCCUUAGUCAUCCUUGCCCUUUUAGCUGUCGUAUUGAGCCUCGAUCGGAAACCAGUUUGUGGGACCUUAGAUAUUGGAUGAACUGUAUUAUAAUCAGUAAAAGUAAUAACUAUUUUUCAAGUGUGUCCUUAUCAUGCGGUCUCAGUGAAAUAUUUUGUCAGAACUCGAAAAUGGCGGGCCGAUUCUCCGAGGAACUUUUUUUCGCUUUCUCCUCCUGCCACCACGUAAUAUUACUAGCCCGCCUCUAGGGUCCUCGGGUGUUUCCCAAGCAUGCUGCACAAGCACCAUGACUUCGAGUUGCAAGCCACUCAGAUAUGAGGGGUAUCCUUGCAACAUUAGCGCAUCUCAUGGAUUCAGUGAACUACUGCUAAAACCGCUCAUCAGCCUAUUUCCUCACGAAAACGCUGCAGUGCUCCUAUAAAUACCAGUAUCCACCUCGGUCGGGCUUUCCUGAUAUUUAUCUCAUGAGUGUCCAGGGUAGGGCAAACAUCAAGCACG